Messenger RNA from Orcinus orca (killer whale), 2999 nucleotides. RefSeq lists its product as uncharacterized. NCBI's taxonomy places the organism in Eukaryota, Metazoa, Chordata, Mammalia, Artiodactyla, Delphinidae. The transcript is spliced from 6 exons. The coding region runs from base 1 to 846 and encodes 281 amino acids. The record is from RefSeq and is a predicted model, not a curated record.
AUGAGGUGUCUGGAAUUAGCUUCGUCUCCUGUGUGUGGUCACACACGCCAAGACUUCACAGGGCGUGACCACAGGCCCCUGUGCUGUCCCAGCUUCGGGGUGUGCACGGACCCAGGAAAAACUCAGUAUUUGGGGUCUCCUCUCCUCUCUCCUGCUGAGAGAGCGAAUCCCGGCCUUAGACUUGAUCUGCCCUCCAGCCAGAGACCUCCGUUGUUCCUCCUGUUGGAUCUGAUAACAACAAAUGCAGAACUUCCAGCAACCAGUUGGUUUGAACAAGAGGAUGGUGAGCAGUGGGCCGCGAGGAACAAACGCAGGAACAGACGCCAAAGCCCAAGCACACGUGAUUCGCAUUUAGAAGAACUGGAAAGAAGCCGAACCCACCUGCCCGCCUGCCCUGCGUGCCUGGGCAGGGCCAUCGACCCAGAGCGUCUAGGGUCUGCUGCCUGGGGGCUCCCGGCAGGAAAGAGUCAUAAAGCGAUGGCGGGUGACAGUUCCCAGGUGAGGAGAAAGUUCUGGAGUCCUGGACAUGGGCCCUGGGAUAACACAGCCUGUCAGCGACCCCUGUUUCGUACCUGUCUUCCAUCUCCAUUCUGCAGAGGGACCAGAGAGAUGAUUCCAGAAGUGCUGCCAUUGCUGGUAUGUCCGUCCCUCCCUCUCUGGUGCUGGCGCCUCACCUUCUACCCUCCACUGUCUCUUCAUCCAUCUUUCUCCUCUUUAUUUUUGUCCACCCUCAUGGCUGUCAGGGGGCUCUUGGGUCAUCUUUGUCAUCAUAAACUCAUGGGUUCCAAAGUGUGCUCUGUGGAACACUACUUGAGAACGUGCCUCAAAAAAAAAAUGGAUCCCUGACCAACUGCCAGGAAUGGCGCACGCUGUGUCCCUCGUGGAGAUUCUCAGUUCGUGUCACCUAUUGAGAGCUCUGAAAAAUUCCAUAAUAAAUGGUUUAACAUUGUUUAACUAGUUUUUCCCAAAACCUUUUUGAUCAUGGACCCUUUCCUAUGAACUCCCAAGGAACACCUAUCAGCAGGGUUUGGUGAACCACACUUUGGGAAAAGCUGGCAUGAACAAUGUAUUAUUUGUAGAAAUGCUGUGAAGUCAAAUUCGCUUUUGAGAAAUCUGGCAUCAAAGGCCUAUGGAAAAAUGUGUGUGCUGUGCUUUAAUGAAAGUAUGACAUUCGUGUAGAUCGGAGGUCCCCACCCCUUUCACCACAAAAGAUCCUUUUUAGUUCUUUCCUCAAGGGAUUCCAUGUUUCGAAAGCUUUUAUCUACCCAACAAACUACAUUUAUUGAAUAAUAAUUUGUCCUUUGAGUUUUAUUCAUCAAAGACAUAUUGCUGCCAAUUAGUGCUUCGGAUCAGCCAAGAUAACCACUGUUACCACACAGAGUUGAUAUGACUCCAGCCCAAAGCAAAUAAACUUAAUGUUUUAUUUAGUCUGGGAACCUCACUGAGGUAAAUGUAUGAUUUCCUUUGGGCUUUUUGAAAUCUUGAAAACAGCUUACAGACCCCUUGCUGCCUUCCCAGAGUGCAGGGUGGGUGGGAAGCAGGACUGUGUGUGGAAACCCAAGGAGGACAUACAUGGUUGGGAGGCAGGCAGGGAGGCAGAGGUUAUUGGGGCUGCCCACGGACAGCGAGGACAGCCGCGGGCCGGGGGUGGGGACAGUGUGAAGCGGCUACAGUCCCUGGGAAGCCCGAGGGUCCAUGGAUUAUGCGGUCCAGAUCUUGAAGAACAGAGGAGAUGCCUAAGGCACGCACGUGGGGCUCCCCAAAUGUGGGCAAGAACCUGGGCAAAGCGUAUGUACCCCUGUAGCCAGGUACCCGGAAGAGCUGGGGAGGAGGCCGGGGCCCAGGGGACGGCAGGGUGGGGUGGGCGCUCUGCCGGCUGUUCUUCCCGGGCCUCCCCAUACCUGGUAGUUUUUAUCAUGAGCUACUAGGAGGUGAGUGAACUCAGUUUGGCCGCCCUCGUGGUUUUUUGUUUGUUUGUUUUUUCGGUACGCGGGCCUCUCACUGUUGUGGCCUCUCCCGUUGCGGAGCACAGGCUCUGGACGCACAGGCUCAGCGGCCACGGCUCACGGGCCCAGCCGCUCCGCAGCAUGUGGGAUCUUCCCGGACCGGGGCACGAACCCAUGUCCCCUGCAUUGGCAGGCGGACUCUCAACCACUGUGCCACCAGGGAAGCCCACCCUCGUGGUUUUUGAUGGAGCCCUUGAGGGUUCGAGGCCCCUGAGGUACCGCCUUCUGCUCUGCGGCUGGCUCCCUCCUACCCCGGAAGAGCCUCGUGCGGACCUAGCGGCCGGCUCCCGUGGGAGACGGUGGGCAUCCCGGAGCUCGGCCUCAGACGCCGGGGUCCGCGGGCUCCUGACACAGAGGCUCUCCUGGUGCGUUUGAAAUGGGAUCAGGUGCCCCGCGAUCCGGUCUCCACUGGACGUUGCACAAGAGCUGUCGGGGCAGCUGUGGGUGUAGCGGGGUGGCCCCAUUGCCUGCAGUCAGAGGGGGCUCCUCUAUGGGAGGGAAGUGCUCAGGCCAAGCCCUGUGCAGCCCGAACCGGCCUCCAUGGGCCGGCCGCCCAGCCCUGUCCAGACACGGCCGUGGACCUCAACACCAGCCUUGCUUCUCAGCUCUCUCCUCUCAUCAGCCAGGACGUUUUCACAGAAGAUAUACAAUCUGUGCCUGGCAGAAGCCCGGUUGCAAAAAUAAAUCUUUCCCUGAACAUUUUCCAGGCCCAUUUUAGAAACAAAUCUGGGCGAUGCCUUUUACUCAUUUCCAAAGACAAACAGCCGACGCCUGAGGCGUCUAUUCGCGCAGAAAUGUUUCGAGAAUGGGGGAUGGGAUCUGCCCUCAGAAGAGCCCACCCCGCUUUGAGCGGGGAGGGUGAGCAGCCCUGCGGAUUGUGCCCCCACCAAACCGCUGCCGGGGUCUGGGGACACAGGUGGGAGGGAGCUCACAGGCCUGGGCUCCAGAAAGGUGCAGCCUCGCAAUGGGGGCCUCGCCCUCCCCUCCCCCUCC